This is a messenger RNA of Fusarium oxysporum Fo47, 1647 nucleotides long. RefSeq names its product amino acid/polyamine transporter I. Lineage: Eukaryota; Fungi; Ascomycota; Sordariomycetes; Hypocreales; Nectriaceae. The record is from RefSeq and is a predicted model, not a curated record. Gene Ontology annotation, biological process: transmembrane transport. Gene Ontology annotation, molecular function: transmembrane transporter activity. Gene Ontology annotation, cellular component: membrane. The transcript is spliced from 3 exons. The coding region runs from base 1 to 1647 and encodes 548 amino acids.
AUGUCGCGUGCCUCCUCUAGCACGGCCAGCAAUGACGAUGCUCUCGAGCUAGAAGCUGCUGGCUACGCCCAGUCCAUGCCGCGACGCUUCUCGCUUUGGUCCCUCGGCGCUUUAUCGUUUACUUUAACCUGUACAUGGCUCGGAACCGGAUCUUCAAUCGGAAUCAGCUUGACUGAGGCAUCUUCCGCAGGGACCUUAUGGUCGUUACCUAUCGCUGGCGUAAUGACUACUAUUGUCUCGUUGGGGAUGGCGGAACUUGCAUCGGCGUAUCCUGUUGCCGGGGCGCAGUACUAUUGGUCCUUUAUGGUUGCGCGGGACGACUACAAACCUUUCGCAUCAUAUCUAAACGGCUGGAUGAGUGUUAUCGGUUGGUGGCUUGCCUCAAGCUCAGUCUCCAACUUCGUCUCAUCUAUGAUCCUCGAUAUCGUCGGCGCAUGGCAUCCAGACUGGGAUCAAAAGCGAUGGCAUCAAUAUUUGAUAUACGUCGCUCUCAUUUGGAUCGCCACAGCCGCCAAUAUCUUCACGGCGCAGUGGAUUCCUCUCUUCAACAAGAUGGUCUUUAUCUUAUCGGUCCUAACUCUCAGUGCGACUACGAUAACACUCUUUGUCGUAACGAAGGAUCAUGCGUCAGCCGAGUUCAUCUUCACCGAUACUACCAACCGGACUGGCUGGUCCAGUGACGGUUUCGCAUUCAUGUUGGCCGUUGGUAAUGCUGUUUAUGCAUUUCUAGGAAGUGAUUGCGGUGCUCAUCUCUGUGAAGAGAUACCCAACCCAGCCAAGAAUGUACCAAAGGUCAUGAUAUAUCCGUUGCUCAUGGGUUUACUAACCGCAUUCCCUUUUGCAACGUCUCUUAUGUAUGCGAUCUCUGAUAUCCCAGCCGUACUCAACACUAUAACUGGGUUGCCACUGUUUGAGAUAUACUAUCAAGGAACUGGCUCUCGGCCCGCCGCGUCAGUGCUGAUGUCGCUGUUCGCCUUGUGUUUCUUCGCUAAUCUGGUCGCCAAUGGUAAGACUACCUGUCAUGACAAAGUCGGUGCUAACUCUAUAGCGACAACUUCGUCACGUACGCUCUGGGCCGUUUCGCGUGACGGUGCCUUGCCAUACUCACAGUUUUGGGGCCGCGUUCAUUCAAGGUUCCAAGUUCCCGUCAACGCACUCCUUCUUUCUGCUGUUUUCAUUACUCUAUACGGUCUCAUUUUCCUUGGUUCUUCAACCGCAUUUUCUGCCAUGGUCAGCGCGGCCAUUAUCUUUCUCCAAACUUCCUGCGUCAUUCCCCAAGCUGUUCUCCUUUACCGAGGGCGUGAUCGUGUCUUGCCACUUCGGUACUUCAGUCUCGGUAGAUACGGCGCUGCCAUCAACGGCAUCUCAGUCGCAUGGGUAGUAUUUCUCGAUAUGCUGUACUGUUUCCCGACUACCAUGCCUGUCACGCCUGAGAACAUGAGCUAUGUCUCCGUCGUCUUCACCGGAUUGGUAGCAUUUGUCAUAGCCCUCUGGUUCACAACCAAAAAGGGAACCUUCACAGGGCCUCAAAUCAAUAUUGAUCUUCUGAACGCUCGACGAAUGGCUGCUGUUCAGACGUUGGAGAGCACUCGCCCGACGGCUGAAUACCAUGCUCUUCGAAGUUCAGAGACCGUGAAGGAGGAUUAG